Prorocentrum cordatum is the source of this 753-nucleotide messenger RNA. The record is from the annotation of a GenBank genome assembly. NCBI's taxonomy places the organism in Eukaryota, Dinophyceae, Prorocentrales, Prorocentraceae.
GGCCUCCCGCCCAUGUACUACGCUGACAACUUCGACGCCUACACCGACUUCCUGAACGUGCUGAAUUCGAGCAUCCCCGCGUGUUCGCCGGGCUGCGAGGAGCGGAACGUCAGCGUCGCGGCCAAGGUGGACGAGUUCUUCACCACCGUGAAGGAGCUUGCCCAGAGCUACCCGCAGGCGAAAUUCAUUUUCAACACGCGCAACCAAGGGGUGUGGCUUGCAGGCCUGGUCAACAACUGCUGGGGCAACGUCAACCCGAAGCGCGAGUGGGUCCAGUACCUGCAGCGCUGGGAGGAGUGCUGCGGCUCCGAGCACGGCAGGUGGGGCAACCUCUCCUGCUGGAGGCACCGCCGCCGCGACGCCGCAGAGGGAGGCGGGCAGCCCGGAGGGCAGAGCGCGGGCAGCUACCAGUGGAUGGUGCGGUCGUGCUGCGAGCCGCUGCGGGUGUUCCGCUGGGCCUGGCACGCCAUGCACGCAGGCGUGGCUUCCCUCUUCGCGGACGACCCGGCGCGCCUGCUGCAUUUCGACAUCGACACCGCCGGCGAGGGCGAGGCGCUGGGCGCCUUCCUGGGCGUGCCGCACAUCCCGGGCGCCUGGCGGCGCAUACGCCGCGGAAUCUUGCAAGAUAAGCUCCGUGGCGGGUACCUUCUGGCAGAAUCUGAUUAUUGUGGGUCGGCGGAUUUCCUGCAAUCGUUAGGGGAACGAUGUGAGAGCGGGGUUGAGCUUCACUGGCAGCGGCGGCUGGGUACGUGA